Microtus oregoni (creeping vole) is the source of this 600-nucleotide messenger RNA. Its product is annotated as amine sulfotransferase-like. The coding region runs from base 1 to 600 and encodes 199 amino acids. The transcript has 5 exons. Gene Ontology annotation, cellular component: cytoplasm. The record is from RefSeq and is a predicted model, not a curated record. Gene Ontology annotation, biological process: sulfation. Gene Ontology annotation, molecular function: sulfotransferase activity. NCBI's taxonomy places the organism in Eukaryota, Metazoa, Chordata, Mammalia, Rodentia, Cricetidae.
AUGGACAAUACAAAUGAAUAUUUGCUUAGCUAUAAAGGAUAUAAUUUUUUGAAAAAAUUAGUGAACAUUGAGCAGUUAGAAAAGCUGGAAGAUUUUGAAAUUAGAGAUGAUGAUGUUUUCAUAGUCACAUAUCCAAAAUCUGGUACCGUUUGGCUGUAUCAGAUACUUAGGUUGAUUUGCUAUGAGGGCCACUGGAACAGGACUGGAGACAUCAAAACUAUCAUCAAAACACCGUUCUUUGAGUACAUGUUUUAUCAUUUAGACAUCAUUAAAAUGCCAUCACCUUGCAUCUUCACGUCCCAUCUUCCAUAUUACUUAGUACCACAAUAUCUCAGGAAGAAAAAGGCUAAAAUUUUUUAUAUUUACAGAAAUCCCAAGGACAUUCUGGUCUCAUAUUUUUAUUUUUUUAAUUGGUUGGUUGUCUUUGAAGGUACAGAUACUUUGGAACAUUGUCUGGAAAAAUUUCUAGAAGGAAAAGUGGUAGGAAGCAGUUGGUUUGAUGACAUUAGAGGCUGGUAUGAACACAGACAUGAUUUCAGUAUAAUGUUCCUGAGCUAUGAAAAUAUGAAGAAGCCACCUGUGUCAAUACAGACCACCUAA